GGAGAGGCCGUUUUGAAGGGCUCCCCGGCGCAGGAAGGCAGCGGGGAGGAAAAGGGCCGGAGAUCCCCCCGCAGGAGGGGCUCCAAAGCCAGCCCAUGGUGUUCUGAGGAGGAAAGAGCCAGCCUGUGCCGGGAAGGCGGCCGGAGCUUGAGCAGGAGCUCCAACAUCAUGGUCCCAAGGCAACCUCCCGCUAGAAAGAAGCCUUUCAGGUGUUUGGAAUGUGGGAAGAGCUUCAAGAAGAGCACCCACCUAAUCCGACACCAGCACAUCCACACAGGGAAAUGGCCCUACAUGUGUAGGGAGUGUGGGAAGAGUUUCAGGGACAGGUCCGAUCUCCUCAGCCACCAGUGCAUCCACACCGGGGAACGGCCCUACACUUGUGGGGAAUGUGGGAAGAGCUUCAGGGACAGCUCCAACCUCCACACCCACCAGCGCAUCCACACUGGGGAACGACCCUUCAAGUGCUUGGAAUGUGGGAAGGGGUUUAGCACCAGCUCACAUCUCCUCAGGCAUGAGCGGACGCACACGGAUGAGAGGCCCUUCCGCUGCACCGACUGCGGGAAGGGCUUCAACCAGAACUCCACCCUCGUCAGGCACCAGCGCAUUCACACCAGGGAGAGGCCCUGCAAGUGUGGGGAGUGUGGGAAGAGCUUCGCUCAGAGCUCUACCUUGACCUCACACCAACGGACCCAUCAGUGCAGGGCUUCAGGCGUGUGGGAUUGA
Messenger RNA from Lepidothrix coronata (blue-crowned manakin), 723 nucleotides. RefSeq names its product zinc finger protein 70-like. Gene Ontology annotation, biological process: regulation of transcription by RNA polymerase II. The record is from RefSeq and is a predicted model, not a curated record. The transcript has a single exon. Lineage: Eukaryota; Metazoa; Chordata; Aves; Passeriformes; Pipridae. The coding region runs from base 169 to 723 and encodes 184 amino acids. Gene Ontology annotation, molecular function: RNA polymerase II cis-regulatory region sequence-specific DNA binding; DNA-binding transcription factor activity, RNA polymerase II-specific.